Molecule: messenger RNA, 2187 nt
Organism: Theileria parva strain Muguga
Lineage: Eukaryota; Apicomplexa; Aconoidasida; Piroplasmida; Theileriidae
Exons: 5
Coding region: 1-2187 (728 amino acids)
Source: RefSeq, a predicted model, not a curated record
AUGGAGAGAUUAGUGAAGUUGGUUCAGUUUUUAGUUAUUAAUAGCAUUCUCAUCCACGCCAUGGAGCAUAACGAGUUUGUUGGUUCGGGGAUUGGAAUAAAUAAUUUGAGAUCGGUGUUACCCAACGGGGAAUUACCCGAACCUCAUCCUGUACCACACGUUAAUCCACAUGAAAUACCGAAUGUUGUACCACAACUUAAUCCAAAUGUUGUACCGGAAGUAAAUCCGGAAGUAGUGCCACAGGUAGUUAUUGGCCCUAAUGCAGAUCCAGCAAUUGAGGUUAUUUUACCCAGUGCACCCACUGGGGAAAUUGGUCCUACAGAACCAAUUAUAAUUCCUGAACGUAUUCCACCACUCAUAAGUCCCAUCGUAAGUCCAAACAGUGAAUCAGACGUUACUGAAACUAAUGAAAUUGGGGUAACAGUAACUCAGGAGCCUAAUGAAAUUGGUGUAACAGUAACUCAGGAACCUACUGUGGAAACUGUGGCUGUAAAUGAGGAAACUGGGGAAAUUGGGGGAGUACCGGAAAUAUCCGUGGGAGUACCGGGAGAGGGGAGUAACAUUUUAUUACUCAAGGAUUCCGAGGGCAGGGAUGUUGCAUUUGAGAUCCUGGGAAACAAAGGCGAAAAAACCUCAAAAGAUGAUACCGUCACACUACUCUACGGAACUCUCACAUACCAAUUUCAAGACUCAAACGAAGAUCUUACAGGUCCGAUGCCUGCAGUGCUGUUGCAUGAUAAAAGUACGGGAGAGGUUGUGAUUACAGCGGGAAGAUCUGAUGACGCCGAACCAGGUGAUGCGCCCGCGGAUCUCGAUACGGCCGAGGAAAUCAUUGAAAGCAAAGAAGACACCGAACCCAUGGAAAAAGAAUUCACAACACCACAACCCACAAUACCACAAUUCACAACACCUAGGGGUACAACACCGAGUGUUACAGUGUGUAUGGGAGCUGAGGGUGGUCCAGUGGAGAUUGAGGACAUAUGUGAGGAUAAUCCCUUUGACCCGGUGAUGAAGAGAAAAACGCGUAAAACGUUGUAUACGGAUGAGUUAAUGAGGGAUGUGAUUUUUGGCCCAGACGCUAAGUGGAUGAAAAUGCCCAGCAUUCUACUGACCCUGUGGCCUAACUCAAAUAGUACAGACCAGCCCUUUUCAUACAUGAAGGAAUAUGUAAACAAGGACAGAGUAGUCAAGGUGCUGAACAUGGAACUGGUGGAUUUGUGUAAGCUGACCGGUGAUUAUUACGCCUUUAAAAUCGCUCGCGGGACGACUAAUAUUCCCUUCAUCGUCAGCAAACAGGCGGGAGAUGAAAUUAUCUCACUCGCAAACGCUACGCCCAUUAAGGGCUCAGGCGCCAUUGCCAGUAGUGGUUACAUGGACCGCGGUGAUGUACAAGUACCCAUAGAAAUAUUCGGUACCACCGCAGCAAGUUCUAACUUCAGGGGUCCAAGUACCACUGCAGCAAGUUCCAAUUCUAGAGGUCUAGGUAUGGGAGGUCCCGGUACGGGAGCAGCAAGUUCCAAUUCUAGAGGUUUCAGUACUACAGCAGCGAGUUCCAAUUCUAGGGGUCUAGGUACGGUAGGUCCCGGUACGGGAACCAGACCGUUUGUUGGUACGGAUAGAGUAUUUUAUGCAGCAGAAGUUGGUGUGGAUGAAGUCGAUUCUGGAGCACUGGAGUUCAUUAAGAAAUACAUUGAAAUCAAUGAUGCAAUUACCAAGUCUAAACCCUCAGCACCAGUAGCACCCAAUGAACCUAUUAAUACUGAUGAAACAACUAUUACCACUGGACCUUCAAAUACUGUGCCAAAAGCAUCUGCUGAAUCUGCUUCUGAGGCUACUAAUGCCAAAUCUGCUGCUGAGGCUGCUACUGUGGACCAUUCGAAAUCUGGAGCUAGGCCUAAAGUACCAACUAGGCCCAAAACAUUAACUAUACCCAAAACACUCAGUGAACCAACACCCGGGCGUAGUGCUUCAACACCCGGGCCUAGUGCUUCAACAGCUGGACCUAGUGCUUCAACAGGAACUGAACCCAUGUCAACUGAAUCAACACAAGCAACAGGUGUAUCAGUGGGAACAGAAGUAUCAGAGAGAACAGGUGUAUCAGUGGAGAGUGAAAAGUCGAGUAGAGGAGUGGGAAUAAUGCUCGGAGAGUUCAGCGAAGAAGAUACCGAAACAGAACAAAACUCUUAA